Messenger RNA from Pelobates fuscus (common spadefoot toad), 3639 nucleotides. RefSeq names its product axin 1 (gene AXIN1). Lineage: Eukaryota; Metazoa; Chordata; Amphibia; Anura; Pelobatidae. The record is from RefSeq and is a predicted model, not a curated record. The coding region runs from base 258 to 2894 and encodes 878 amino acids. Gene Ontology annotation, cellular component: nucleus; beta-catenin destruction complex; plasma membrane. Gene Ontology annotation, molecular function: beta-catenin binding; I-SMAD binding; ubiquitin protein ligase binding. The transcript is spliced from 11 exons. Gene Ontology annotation, biological process: positive regulation of proteasomal ubiquitin-dependent protein catabolic process; cell development; negative regulation of canonical Wnt signaling pathway.
GCUCACACACAGAGCCUGGCAGAUCCCGAGCGGCGCUGACCGGGGCAUGGCUGCCAAGCGGAGCCCGCACCGCGCUGCCCCCGCUCUGCCCGCACACCGCCUGCCGCGGGAGGCUUGAUGGGGCUCUGGGGAGCGGAGGGCCCGGGAGGAGAGCCGGGCUGUGUCCGAGGAAGCAAACUUUUAUCCAGCACCUUCUUUAAACAAUGCAGAGAUAAAUUGGAGGAUUAAUUAUCACUGUGUAAGCGGACACCAUCAAAAUGAGUGUCCAGGGGAAAGGUUUCCCUUUGGACUUGGGGGGAAGCUUUACUGAAGACGCACCAAGACCACCUGUUCCUGGCGAGGAAGGGGAACUGAUUACAGCAGACCCUAAACCGUUCAAUCACAGUUACUACUCAGCAAAAAGCGAUGGGAUCAAAAAUGAGACCUCCACGGCCACUCCAAGGCGGCCAGACCUUGAUUUGGGCUAUGAGCCGGAAGGCAGUGCUUCGCCUACGCCUCCAUAUUUAAAGUGGGCAGAAUCCUUGCACUCUCUGCUGGACGAUCAGGAUGGAAUUAACUUGUUCAGAACUUUUUUGCAGCAAGAAAAUUGUGCAGAUCUUCUUGAUUUCUGGUUUGCUUGCAGCGGCUUUAGAAAGCUGGAACCCAGUGACUCCAAAGUGGAAAAGAGGCUAAAACUGGCAAAGGCGAUCUAUAAAAAAUACAUUCUUGACAGCAAUGGCAUUGUGUCACGGCAAAUCAAACCAGCAACUAAAAGCUUCAUAAAAGAUUGUGUCUUGAGGCAACAGAUAGACUCAGUAAUGUUUGACCAGGCCCAAACAGAAAUUCAGUCAAUGAUGGAGGACAACACUUACCCUAUAUUCCUUAAAUCAGACAUAUAUUUAGAAUACACUACUGUAGAUGGAGAGAGUCCUAAGAUUUAUAGUGACCACAGCUCGGGAUCUGGGACGGGUAAAGGUCCUUCUGGAUAUUUGCCUACCCUGAAUGAAGAUGAGGAGUGGAAGUGUGACCCAGGCAUUGCAGAUGAAGGAGAGCGAGACUCUUCUUCAAACAGGAUUAACAAGAGGCUCAUUCUUGAAGCUGCAUCACAUUGUAUAGCGCCCACCAGAAGGUUGAGCGACUCUCUUGAAUUCAGGCCUGGGACGUGGAGAGAGCCAGUGAACCCUUACUAUGUCAAUACUGGGUAUGCCGUGGCACCUGCCACUAGUGCCAAUGACAGCGAGCAGCAGAGCAUGUCAAGCGAUGCAGACACUAUGUCAUUAACAGACAGCAGUGUUGAUGGGAUCCCCCCUUAUAGACUCCGAAAGCAUCAUCGCAGGGAGAUGCAAGAAAGUGCCAAAGCAAAUGGACAUGUGCCACUACCUCACAUUCCUCGUACACAUCACAUGCCAAAGGAUAUCCACGUCGAUCCUGAGAAAUUUGCUGCUCAGCUAAUAAGCCGCUUGGAGGAAGUCCUGAGAGACCGGGAAGCUGAGCAGAAAUUAGAAGAGAGACUCAAACGCGUUCGAGCUGAAGAAGAAGGGGAUGAUGCAGAUGUCUCUUCAGGACCUUCGGUGGUCAGCCACAAGUUGCCUUCAAGCCAGCCAUUGCAUUAUUUCAAUUCUCGCUAUUCUGAAAUGGGUUGUGUUGGAAUGCAAGUCCGAGACGCUCAUGAGGAAAAUCCUGAAUCUAUCCUUGACGAACACGUGCAACGCGUCAUGAAAACUCCUGGUUGCCAAUCUCCAGGACCUGGUCGCCAUUCCCCAAAGCCACGCUCACCAGAUGGUGGCCACUUGAGCAAAGCCCUUCCUGGGUCAACGGGAACAAUGCAAACCGGUCACAGCAAGCAUUUGGCCAAGUGUGGCUCAAAAUUAGAAACUGCAAACUUUCCUCACAAGUAUGUCUAUCACCAUGUUCAUCCGCAUGGCAAUCCACACAGCGGGGUGAAACCUAAAGACCCAAUGGAAGUUGAAGCCACACAAAGAGUUCAAGGCAACCUGGCAUGGAACGUGGACUCUCAAAACUAUGCAACCAAAUCACGCAAUUAUGCAGACAGUAUGGGUUUGGCCCCCAAUCCAAUGGAUUCUUUGGGCUACAGUGGUAAAGUAAGUAUGCUUGCCAAAAGGAAUGCAAAGAAAGCAGAUUCAGGCAGGAUGGAGAGUGCAAACCAUGACAUGCCAGCUGUGCCAGAGGAUGCAGAGAGACACCAGAAAAUUCUGCAAUGGAUCAUGGAGGGCGAGAAGGAGAUUAGCCGACACAAGAAAACAGUUCACAGCUCUUCUGGUGCCAAGAAGCCACAGUCUCAUGAUGUGCCUAGACCAAUUUCUAUUGAGCGUCCCGGUACAGUACACCAGCGGGUUAGCGCUCAGCUCCGCAAUGUCGUACAGCCCUCUCAUCCCUUCAUCCAAGACCCUACCAUGCCUCCCAAUCCUGCACCUAAUCCACUGACGCAACUGGAAGAAGCACGCCGAAGGCUUGAGGAAGAGGAGAAAAGGACUGGAAAGAUACCACCGAAACAAAGGUAUGUCCAAGAAGUUAUCCAGCGAGGCCGUACUUCUGUCAGGCCAGCUUAUAUUCCCAUGCUGAAUGUGGUACCAGCGGUCUCCGACAUGGACCUCACAGAGUUAAAGCCACAGAAGAAGACUGGAACGGGUGCUUCCCAGCCCUGUGACAACAUUGUGGUGGCCUAUUACUUCUGUAGUGAGCCAAUACCUUACAGAACAAUGGUUAAAGGUCGCAUAGUGACCCUGGGACAAUUCAAGGAGCUGCUGACUAAGAAAGGGAAUUACAGGUAUUAUUUUAAGAAAGUUAGUGAUGAAUUUGAUUGCGGAGUUGUGUUCGAGGAGGUGCGAGAUGAUGAUACAAUUUUACCCAUUUAUGAAGAAAAGAUUAUUGGUAAAGUGGAAAAGAUUGACUAGGAAAGUUCUUUUUGGCAAAAGUGCCAAACAAGAAAGACAUGCUAAAUGGAACGGCUGCGGGAGAGAGGAUUUAUCAUGACACAGAUGAAAAAAACAAGAGCGGGUUCUGUAACCGUACGUCUGAGGCCCCCUGGCCUACAAUCCUUUGCUGAUGUAUUUGGUGGUACAUUAUUGGGAAGCUUGGUUUUAUCAGACUGCCAAGCCAUGUUUAAAGGCUGCAGCUUGGAGUCAUGCAUUCUGCUGGUCUCUCCAGAUUAGUAAAUUUAAUGUAGCAGUGUACAGUUAAACUAGAGAUUGUAUCAGAACCUUUCUUUAUAAAAAAAAAAAUCUGCUUAUUUUUGAUACAUGGUAAUAAAAUGGAAAGAUAUUUCCUAGAUCAGUGCUCUUAUGUAAAUUUAAAUGCUCUGCGGUGCUGAAGACGCCACAUUUGCCAGCUAUCUGUAAGGUCAAAAAUACAUUCUGCAACCUGUAAUUUAUUUAAUUCAUGCAAUUGUAUAGAUGUUUUUCCCCCCUCCCUUUCUGUAUCCACCACUUGUGUGUUUUGGUUUUUUUCCCCCUGGAUAAAUCCUUUGUACUCAAGAAAAUAUAAAUUUUGCACACUAAGCUUAGAUGCAGGCAUCAGCUGCUAGAUUUUGAGGAAACACAAAACUAUGGAACAAGCCAGCCUUUGGAAUAGAAAAAAAUCCUCAACCUUUCCUUGACUAAUUCUCACCCAUUUUUUGCAGCGGUCAAGGACAGUGUUUGA